Messenger RNA from Metarhizium brunneum ARSEF 3297, 1140 nucleotides. RefSeq lists its product as uncharacterized. The record is from RefSeq and is a predicted model, not a curated record. NCBI's taxonomy places the organism in Eukaryota, Fungi, Ascomycota, Sordariomycetes, Hypocreales, Clavicipitaceae.
AUGCCUCGGCGACUCGUUACCGUCAGGCGAGUUGCCCUAGUCACUCCUAUCCCAGGCGCAGACCUGGUCGAGGCCGCAACCGUGGACGGAUGGACCUGCGUGGUGAAGAAGGCCGAAUUCAACGUCGGUGAUUUAGCUGUAUAUUUCGAGAUUGACAGCUUCUUGCCCGCGUCUGAUGAGCGCUACUCCUUUCUCAAAGUCAACACUACCAAGCAGGACGAAUUCGAAGGCAUCCGCAUCAAGACCAUCAAGCUGCGAAAAGUCUUGUCCCAGGGCUUGCUUCUACCACUUGCCACGUUCCCCGAGAUCAAAGGCACUCUCGACAGCAUGCAGGACCAACAUGGAAAAGAAGAUGCCGAGAGCAAGAUACAGAGCAUGAGCUUUGAGGACGUCCUCCGCGUGCGCAAGUGGGAGCCGCCGGCACACGAACAAGGCCCAUCCGCAGCUGGGCUGGCACCGUUUCCCAUAUUCAUAAACCGGACCGACCAGGAACGUGUGCAAAACCUGCCCAACGUAUUUCAGCAGUGGGGUGAUGCCGUCUUUCAAGAGUCCACCAAGAUGGAUGGAUCUUCCAUGACGGUGUACUUUGUCCGCAACGACGGCACCCAUCUAGACAGCCUUCCUGCAUUCGCACACAACGAACACGACAAGAUUCGGAACAUGCCGAACGGCAAAGUGGGAGUUUGUUCCCGCAACUGCGACAUUGCCCCGGACCCAAACAACACCUUCUGGUCCGUCGCUCUACGAAACGACUUGCCCUCCAAGCUCAACCAACUCAACCGCAACAUUGCCAUCCAGGGCGAACUCUGCGGAUCAUCGAUACAGAAGAACUUUGAGGGAUUUCAGAAAGGGAUUCAUGAUGUAUACCUAUUCAACGUGUGGGACAUUGACUCGCAGAGGUACUUGCUGCCGCGGCAAGUCCACCAAGAGUUGGCUCCGAGCUUGGGGCUUAAGCAUGUUCCUGUGACUGGGUAUCGGCCACUGAGCGAAGUUGCGGUUGAUUUGGCGGGCAUUCUGGAAUGGGCCGAGGGCAAGGGGAUCAAUGGGCGGAAGAGGGAGGGCAUUGUGUUGAAGGAGGUUUCUGGGGGGUUCAGCUUCAAGGCGAUUUCCAAUUCUUAUUUGCUCCGGAAUGGACAGUAG